AUGCCACUACUGAGGCUUCGGCUGCUCUUCGCCGGCCUCGUCGCCACAUGCAUCUGCUGGACCAUUUCGCAGAUGCUCGUGCUGGAGCGGCAUCUCUCUGCCGCCGACAGCUCCGCAGCUCAAGCUCACCAUGAUCCGGCGGCGGCCGGCGUCGCAGCGGCACCCGCAGCCGAGGAGCUGAGGCGUACGCUCAAGGCGCUCUCCUCGCUGCAGCCGCACGUGCCGACGCAGGGAGCCGCUGCCGCUGCCGCGCAUGCCUCUGCGGCGUCGGCUUCGGUGACGGCGGUGCUCGAGUGGAGGGACGCGGCGCAGCUCGAGCGGCAGCUGGCGGCCCUCUCCGCCCAGCGGCCAGCGGCGCCGGCGACCACCCUGGUGGAUGCCUACCGCGCCGCCGACGGCGGGGCAGCGGCGCGCGCAGUCGCGCGCUCGUUCGGCGGCGGCAGUAGCGUCUCCGUCUUUGGUGCAGUUACCGGCGGCGGCGGCGGCGGCGGCGGCGGCGGGGAGCGUCCGGGCGGUGUCGUCGGCCUGGCGGGGUGGUGCUUGUACGACACGGCACUUGCGGGGGAGCAGGCGGUGCUGAACCUCGGCAGUAUCUCGGCUCAAUCUCGGCUCAAUCUGGCGACCCUCCUCCUGCCAGACACCUUCGAGGCGAUGCGGCCUGUGACGGUGGACGUGCUGCGCGGCAGCUGGCUCCUGCGCGUGGAGUGGAUCCCGCUGCUGCUGCGCGGCGUCGCCGGCGAGGCGGCCGGCGGAGGAAAGGGCGAGGAGGAGGGCGAGGAGGAGGGCGGGGAGGAGGGCGGGAAGGAGGGCGAGGAGGCGCGCGCGCGCGUGUCGGCGCUGCUGCGGGAGCACGGCGACCUCCCGUCGCUCGUGCUCCCCGCCGGCACUGCCGACGGCUGGAGGGACGCGCGCCCUCCGUGGCGGAGGGCCGCACCAGACGCUGCGGGCGGAGGCCGGCCGGAGGUUGGAAUCUCGCGGCCGGAGGUUGGAAUCUCGCGGCCGGAGGUUGGAACCUCGCGGCCGGAGGUUGGAACCUCGCGGCCGGAGGUUGGAAUCUCGCGGCCGGAGGUUGGAAUCUCGCGGCCGGAGGUAUGUGCCCCGGCUGGCGCUGCUCCCGCGGCGCGGCGGCGGCUCCAGCUUGGUCGGGCGUGCGUGCGAGGCCCUCGCGGCGCCGUGGAGCUCUGCCGCGACGCCGGCCGGAUGCUCGAGCUGACCAGCGCAGACUUCGGCAGCGCGAGCGACGACGGCGCCGGCCGGUGCGCCGCGCUCCUCGUGGCGCUCGACGACGUGGUCGGCGCGACGCAGCCGGCGGCGCUCGUCGUACCGCUCCUCGCGUCCGUCUCUGCCGCGCAUUUCCUCGGGGACACGGUCGACUUGUCCAUCAGCGCCGACGCCGACGCCGACGCCGGCACGCUCGCCCUCUCGCGCGGCUGGGCGUGGCCGCACGGCGCAACGCGGCUGGCGGUGCGCGCGGCAAAGGGAGGUCUCGUCGCGGCCGUCGCCGAGGCGUGGACGCCGGACGGGUACCACUCGCACGGCCUGCUGCUCGAGGACGACAUCGAGGACACUGAUCCACCAUCCAAUGAGGUGUCGCCGUACUUCUACGUGUACGCCAAGCUCGCGCUGCUGCGCUACGCGGUGUCGGGGGAGGAGGGGGGCGGCGUGCCGGCGAGCGGGCACGCGGCGGGCGGACUCCUCGGCGUCUCGCUGUACACGCCGCGACUCGUCGAGCUGACGAUGCCCCGCCGAAGGGCGGACUUGGGCACGCUGCCGGCCUCGGCGGGUGGCGGAGUGCCGCACCUGUACCUGCAGCAGCUUCCCUGCUCGUGGGGCUCCCUCUUCCUGCCUCGGCCGUGGCUGCUCUUCCGCGCGUACAUGCAGGCGCGGCUCGAUCAAGAGAAGCCCCGAGGGGGCGCCGCUACAGUACUAGGACUUGGGGCGCGGCUCGAGGGCGCCCCCGGCCCGCUCGUCCCUCGCUCCGCCUCGAACGGCUGGUCCACGUCGUGGAAGAAGUUCAUGAUCGAGCUGUCGCACCUCUCGGGCGGCGUCUUCCUCUACCCGUCCUUCCCGAACCAGUCCUCCCUCUCGACCAACCACCUCGAGAAGGGCGAGCACAUCGGCGGAAAGAAGAACAAGCUGACGCACCGCCCCCUAGAAGCGGACUCUCUCCCCAUCUCUCCCCUUCUCUCCCCAUCUCUCUUGGCCUGGACGCGGAACACGCACCGGCCGAUCGAUUUCACCGUCCCUCUGCUGCUCAACCUGUCCGACCUCCGCCAGCUCUGGCCGCCGCAGCCGCUCGACGCGCUGCCGGUCCGCGACCUCUUCACGCGCCCCACCCGACGCAGCGAGCUCCAUGCGCGCGGCAUCGAGGCCAUCGCCGCGCACCGCGGCGUGUGGCGAAGCCACGCGCGCGAGGCGGCGGCGCCAGCACUCCGCCUCGACCGCAUCCUCGAAAGGCUGCUCCCGGCGACGACUGCGCCGAGAUGA
Molecule: messenger RNA, 2487 nt
Organism: Emiliania huxleyi CCMP1516
Lineage: Eukaryota; Haptophyta; Isochrysidales; Noelaerhabdaceae
Exons: 15
Coding region: 1-2487 (828 amino acids)
Source: RefSeq, a predicted model, not a curated record